Molecule: messenger RNA, 2453 nt
Organism: Centropristis striata (black sea bass)
Lineage: Eukaryota; Metazoa; Chordata; Actinopteri; Perciformes; Serranidae
Product: zinc finger protein 436-like
Exons: 3
Coding region: 6-1847 (613 amino acids)
Biological process (GO): regulation of transcription by RNA polymerase II
Cellular component (GO): nucleus
Molecular function (GO): DNA-binding transcription activator activity, RNA polymerase II-specific; RNA polymerase II cis-regulatory region sequence-specific DNA binding
Source: RefSeq, a predicted model, not a curated record
CAACAAUGUCUACAGUUGAGACUUUGAGACAGUUUGUCAGCGAGCGACUGACUGCUGCUGCUGAAGAAAUAUUCGGAGUUUUGGAGAAAACUCUCGUCGUGUACGAGGACGAGAUCGAUCGUCAGCGCAAACUGCUGGAUAUCUUCUGGAAACCCCAAAUAAAGUUACACAGGAUAGAGCUCCAACAGCAGCAUGUCAGUAAGGAAGAGGAUGGUCUCGCCGACCAGCCGCUCAUUAUUCAGGAGAGGAACUCUGGUCCGGACCAAGAAGAUCCAGAUCCUCCACAGAACAAAGGGGAACAGCAGGAACUCUGCACCAGUCAGGAGGGAGAGCAGCUUGUCCUGAAGCAGGAGACUGAUGCCCUUAUGUUGACUCCUACUCCUGAGGAAAGUGAACACGGUGAAGCUCAGACUGUGAACUUUAGUAUCGAUGAAACUCAGAGUGCGGUGGAGGAGAUGUCUGCUGAGAGCCAAGAUCAGAACGGAGGCCAGCAUCUGGACUCAGGAUCUGCUAGAAGUACAGAGCCACCACUAAAGAGGAGACUUCACAAAAACAGAAGUCACAGUAACAAUGUAAAUAAUGCUGACAUGUCAAAGAUUCACCGUAGAACUCAGACAGACUUCCAACAACAGCAUGUCUGGAAGGAAGAGGAUGAUCUCGCCGACCAGCAGCUCAGUAUUCAGGAGAGGAACUCUGGUCCAGACCAAGAAGAUCCAGAUCCUCCACAGAUCAAAGGGGAACAGCAGGAACUCUGCACCGGUCAGGAGGGAGAGCAGCUUGUCCUUAAGCAGGAGACUGAUGCCCUUAUGUUGACUCCUACUCCUGAAGAAAGUGACCAUGGUGAAGCUCAGAGUGUGAACUUUAGUAUCGAUGAAACUCAGAGUGCGGUGGAGGAGAUGUCUGCUGAGAGCCAAGAUCAGAACGGAGGCCAGCAUCGGGACUCAGGAUCAGCUAGAAGUACAGAGCCACCACUAAAGAGGAGACUUCACAAAAACAGAAGUGACAGUAACAAUGUAAACCAUGCUGACAUGUCAGAGAUUCUCCGUAGAACUCAGACAGGUAAAAAGCUUAUUGAAUGUGACACAUGUGGGAAAUGUUUUAAGUUUAACUAUUUAUUGAAGUUACACACAAGAGUCCACACAGGUGAGAGGCCAUAUUCUUGCGAAACAUGUGGCAAAAGAUUUUUUGAGCCAAAAAAACUGACCCGUCAUAUAAGAACCCACACAGGUGAGAAACCGAACCUUUGCAACACGUGCGGGAAAAGAUUUAGUGAGCCAUCAAUACUGAUCAGUCAUUUAAGAACCCACACAGAUGAGAGGCCAUAUCCUUGCGAAACAUGCGGCAAAGUUUUCAGAAGAAAUGCACACUUGACAGUCCACAUGAGGUCCCACACAGGUGAGAAGCCGCACAUGUGUAAAACAUGCGGGAAAGGUUUCAGGCGUAAAGAUGUAUUGACACUCCACAUGAGGUCCCACACAGGUGAGAAGCCGUACCUUUGCAAAACUUGCAGGAAAAGAUUUAGUGGACUAACAGCACUCACCCUUCAUAUGAGAACCCACACAGGUGAGAAGCCGUACCUUUGCGAGACAUGCGGGAAAAGAUUUAGUGGGCCAACAGCACUCACCCGUCAUAUAAAAACCCACACAGGUGAGAAGCCGUACACGUGUAAAACAUGCAGCAAAGAUUUUAGACAAAAAGAACAACUGAAAGCCCACAUGAGAACCCACACAGGUGAGAAGCCGUAUUUUUGCAAAACAUGUUGCAAAAGUUUCACAGUUGACUCUCAGUUGAAAGUCCACAUGAGAAGAGACCACAUUGAUGAGAAGCAGCACAUAACUCAUAAUUAAAGUUCUUGUAGAAAUGUUCUUUUUUCUCAAAUCCCAUUCUUGAAAAAUUGAUUGUGCUGAAACUCAUGUUUUGCAAUAGCUCCAUCAAACAUGAGAUGUCAGCAUCUUUUUGUAAUGUUUUCCUUUUCAUGACAUUGUCACCUCCAUGUCUGUUUUCAAACAGUGUUUCUUUAAACGAACCAUAGUCUCCUAAAUCAAGGAAAACAUUAGUUUCACAGUGAGUGCACAGGUGUGGCUGUUACAGUCAUGAUUUGAUCUGGAUGGUUGUUGUUUCUGCCAAAUUUCCAUUUACAAUGUUGAAAUUACUUUUUAUUUAAAGUUGAACAGGACGACUUUAAAUCCAUGUUCUUCACAUAAUAUUUAAAAGUUAUGUAUAAAGCCAAAACUUCAGAUUUCACCUUAUAAACCUGGCAUCACUACUUUAUUUUUAUUUUUUUAUAAGACAUCUUGUGAAAUGUGAAAAGUGACUUCUUUUUGCUAUUUUAAUAAAUUAUCCCAUUUAUGUGCCCGACCAAAAUUGUGGCAUUUUUAUCUCUUUAAAUGACAAUUCUUUGACCAUCAAGUUGUUCCCCAUGGUGGGACUAAUAAAUGAAAAUCAUAAAAACA